Molecule: messenger RNA, 1057 nt
Organism: Vicia villosa (hairy vetch)
Lineage: Eukaryota; Viridiplantae; Streptophyta; Magnoliopsida; Fabales; Fabaceae
Product: sec14 cytosolic factor-like
Exons: 6
Coding region: 87-833 (248 amino acids)
Source: RefSeq, a predicted model, not a curated record
CUCUUCUUCACCCUAUAUAUUGGCUACUAGUUUUGUUCCAGCUCCAUCAUUUUUCUUUUUGGAAAUAGUAUUUUCUUCUACCUCAAAUGGCUGAAGAAACAAACAUCACACUGACCCAAUUGAAAAACUCUAUUGCAAAACAUGGUUCUUCUACACGGGGUUAUGGAGACCCUACACUGAUGAGGUUUUUGAUUGCCCAAUCAAUGGAACCAGACAAAGCAGCAAAGAUGUUUGUCCAGUGGCAGAAAUGGAGGGAUACUAUGGUUCCUAAUGGAUUCAUUUCAAAUUUUGAAGUUCCUCGUGAAUUGGAAACUAGAAAAAUCUUCUUGCAGGGUUUGUCUCAAGAUAAAUAUCCUCUCAUGAUUGUUCAAGCAUGUAGACACUUCCCUUUCAAAGAUCAGAUUCAGUUCAAGAAAUUUAUUAUACAUAUAUUUGACAAAACAAUUGCGAGUGCAUCCAAGGGACAUGAAGUAGGAAAUGAAAAGUUUAUUAUAAUUCUUGAUCUUCAUAAUAUUUCCUAUAAGAAUGUCGAUUCGCGUGGUCUAAUUACUGGAUUUCAAUUUCUACAGAGUUAUUAUCCUGAACGUUUAGCAAAGUUCUAUAUUUUACACAUGCCAUGGUUUUUUGUGAGUGUUUGGAGAUUGGUUUCUGGCUUCCUUGAUAAGGCAACAAAAGAAAAGAUUGUAAUAAUAAGGAAUGAAAGUGAGAGAAAGAAGUUCAUAGAUGAAGUUGGUGAAGAGAUUCUCCCAGAAGAGUGUGGAGGAAGAGCAAAGCUUGUAGCUAUUCAAGAUUUUGAAGUGAUGAUACCACAUGAAAAUGGAAGAACAAAUUGAUUAUAGGACACGAGGAUAUGAUAGGAAAAGAUUUGCCUACUUUGUUCUUCUUCUAAACCAAAUGAAGAAUCUAUAGCUAUUAUGUCCUUCUUCUAAACCAAAUAAUGAAUCAAUGUAUGAUUAGUUUACAAGUUUAAUUUUAUGCAAUGUGAAAGUAAAAAGUCUUAUAUGUUAAUGUGUCACAAUUAUUCAUAAAUAUUACCUUGAAGGUGGUUAAAAUAAAA